This is a messenger RNA of Aegilops tauschii subsp. strangulata, 877 nucleotides long. RefSeq lists its product as uncharacterized. Gene Ontology annotation, molecular function: zinc ion binding. NCBI's taxonomy places the organism in Eukaryota, Viridiplantae, Streptophyta, Magnoliopsida, Poales, Poaceae. The record is from RefSeq and is a predicted model, not a curated record.
GCCCCGCUCGCUCGCCUCUCCGCCGGCCGGCCUCCUGGACGCGGAUGUGUACUACCCCGAGGGCGCGCUGCGAGCUGUGCGGCGCGGGAGCGGACGUGCGCUGCGAGGCGGACGCGGCGUUCCUCUGCGCGCCGUGCGACGCCGAGGUGCACGGCGCCAACUUCCUCGCGUUCCGCCACCGCCGCACGCGCGUCUCCUCACCUCCCGGCCCCCAGGGCGCGUUGUCCCGGACGUCCACGGCCGAGUCCGCGACGCCGCCGUCGGAAAAGGGCCAGAAGCCGCGGGCGCGGGGCGACGCGGUGCUCGAGGGCUGGGCCAGGCGGAUGGGCCUCGAGGCGGGGGUGGCGCGCCGGCAUGCCACGGCGGCCGGCCGCUCGCUCCGGGCCCAGGUCGCCGCGGGGCCGCCACGCGUGCCGCUGCGCGUCGCCAUGGCGGCCGUGCUGUGGUGGGAGGUGGCAGCUCACGGCGGCGUCCACGAGCCCGGCGAAGCGCUCCGGCGCCUGGUGGCCUGCGCGCACGUGCCGGCGAGGCUCCUCAUGGCGGUGGAGUCGUGCAUGGUGCGCGGCCGCGCCAAGAAGAGGACGGCCGCGGAGGGCUGGGGGGAGUGCAGCUCACCACCCCACACAAGAGACAAGACAAGACACCAUCUUCUCCAAGACAUGACAUGACUCGUUCGCUUAGCAUAUUUUUUCUGUAAAUAAGUGAAGUAAAGAUUGGUCAAAUCUUGUGGUUUUCCGCUUCUUCUUCUUCUUCUUAUUCUUCUUCUUCUUCUUCUUCUUCUUCUUCUUCUUCUUCUUGUCACUGAUGGAGUAUUGAUGUUCGUUAGAUGUAACUUGUAACCCAACUAGAAGAGCAAAGUGACCGGCUUGGUGCAAAA